AUGCGAUAUUCAAACCCUCUCAACUGUAUCGUACCACAGCAGGCCAUGAAGGUGUUGUUCCAGGAAACGGAGGAUUUAGACCGAUAUCUCAGCCCCGAGCUGGGGAAGGUGACGCCUCUUUCACUCGAGGAGCUGGAACUGCCUUCCAAGGUCUUCACGGAUCUGCGAGAUGUUCUGAAAGAAAUGAACGAAAUGCUACCGUCCUCGACUCGGAAAUUCAACGAAUGGCAAGUGGGGCUAUUACAUCGUUUCAAGCGUGACAGUGCUGUAUGA
Messenger RNA from Penicillium riverlandense, 273 nucleotides. RefSeq lists its product as uncharacterized. NCBI's taxonomy places the organism in Eukaryota, Fungi, Ascomycota, Eurotiomycetes, Eurotiales, Aspergillaceae. The record is from RefSeq and is a predicted model, not a curated record. The transcript has a single exon. Bases 1 to 273 code for a protein of 90 amino acids.